AUGAAAGACUCUGACUGGAGUGGGGAGCACAUACUGCGGGUCGGGAACGAUGUGCACGAUGUGCACAAUGUGCAUGUGCGGACAACGAGUACCAAGACUACAAAAAGUAACACUACAUACAACACAACAUACAACACAGCUUACAACACAGCUUACAACACAACAAAUUUGAGCGAUGGAAAGAGUGCUGAGCGGGCGGAAGGUGCGCUGGUGAUGCCGCAGAUUGAGCCGCAGCUGACUAGUUUCAUCUUCCCGGAUAUGCGGGCGCUGUACAACAUCGGGAUAGAGUCCUACAAGGAUGUGUACUACGAUGAGAUCACAGUGCAAGGGUUUGAGAUAUACAUAGUGGAGCAGUGGAUAGCGGAGAGGAAGCUGAGCGCGGUGAUCAGCUCGUACACGGGGAACACCCAGGACGUGAUAUCUGCGGUGCGGGUGGUGUUGAACCGAGACCCUCACUUCUGGCCACACAGAUUCAAGAGAUACUACGAGGAGCUUCUGCCGUUCACGCAGCCGAAGUUCAUCUCGAAAGGUUGCAUAUUCGUCACUAACUUGUCGGCGAUGUCCUCGAAACUGUCCUUGCUGCAUGUAGAGUGCGGUGACUUGAGAAGUGUGUGGCACGACUUCAAGACGAACUUCGACUUGAAGAAACUGCAUUGCACUGGCAGAUCAGCCCUGCUGCUGAGUGCACCCGCUAGCUCCGCUAUGAACAAAUUCUCACAGCUGUUCAAGAUCCCCAUAAAGGACGUCGUCACCACUGAUCAGGUAGGCUCACAACAGUACCAGGAUCCAACCACAGAGGCGCAUCUACUUUCUCAUAAGAGAAGCCUCGAAGACCCCUUCAGCGGAAGAGGCGACGAGGAGCACCACCCUCUAACAUUCUCAAAGAGAACAAUGCAAGAGAGGACACCACCUGCAGCAUCUUUAUGGAAAACUAAGAAAGGCCACGAUUUGCCGGGCUUUUACUCUCCAGUUGUGGAAAUGGUGACACUGAUACAGAUAUCCCUAUCUUACUUCAACCUGUUCAAAGGGAAGGACAAGAAUAUUGUGGACGGUUUGCUGAGUGAGGGAACAAAAUCUGCCAUCGAACAAUGGUGGUUGGUCUUCGGGAGAAUCUAUUUCGGGGUUGAGAAACCAAGAAAUGAAGGCACAUUGGGUCCAACUACUGUUGCAAGUAUGUUAAGUCUUGUUCUUAGCUGUUUCUACAAAUUGAUCCUGGUCGACUGUAUGCCUGCUAAGGACCCCUUUGAUGAGCAGGAUUUUAGGCAAGGAGUUUCCAACUUUCAAAAGAAGUAUAGCACAACUACGAAGGAAAAUGAAGGGUUUCUUGAUCCGCCCACAGUAGAAAAACUGUUUCAAGAAGAAGCGAGAUUGACCAAAAACGAAUUUAAGAAAUUAACUAAGACUGUUAAGUGUAAGUUUCAAGACAUCGGGGGUAAAGGUAACGUUGUGCAGCUAGCAAACAAUGUACUAUCUACUGAUAUGGAUAAUUUUGUCAAACAUAUCCAAUGCGGGUCAUUGGGUUUAUUGUGGAAGAACAAAGGUAGGCCACGUAGAAAAGACGUAAGACGUAUCUGCAAGAAAGAAUUCUGUGGGUACUCUUAUAAGAAUGGGGACCCGGAAAAGCAACUUGACGAGGAAACGGAAAGAUGUAACAAUUUGAAUGAGAAGUUACGGCUUGCUCAUGAGGAGGAAAAUAAAAAGAAAACUAGUGAGAUGUUUGGAAAUUAUAUGAUAGAUAUUCCUAUUAUAGGAAACGAUUUGCAUAUGGGUGAUCCAGUAUCAUCUAAGCCAUGGAGAACUAGUGAUGCGGGUAGUUCGGAAAAGGAGGAUGAUGUUAUGAGUAAGGGGCCUUCGGCGGUUAGUUUGUCGUCUAUGUAUUGUAAUUAUGACAAGCAUCAUUAUGAGUCAGGCCUGAAUACGAAUCAACUUUACCAUUCUGAGUUUUACAGAAGAGGUUCGUCAUCCAAUCUACAAACUCUCAGGGAGGAAUCAGAAACUGGAGUUUUAGAGUGUACGGAAGUUUUGUAUAGAUCCAUCUCAUGUAGUGAUAUCCAACAGCAGAUAGAAAGGUGGACAUUACCAUUCGACCCCUCUGUUGUCAGACUGGCAAGGGAUUUGAAGAAGAUACAGAGGGAAACGAAGGCAGAAGCUCAAAUAGAAGACAUGCAGCAUGGAUACUACUCUAUUAUGACAAAGAAAACAUGUUACAUGGAAGAAAAGAGAAUGCAAGAUCUUUUGAAAGUGUCAGGGGAUCUGUUUUACAAGUAUGUCCAUGCUGCCAGAGCGUUUCAGAAUAAGUACGAUGGCAUUGAAAUCAAGCAGAAUUUUCUGCUGAACGAUAUGCGUGAAUUAAACUCCUUGUGCUCAAAACUAAAAUACGAUGUUAGAAUCUUAGAUCUGCGUGUUAGAGAUGUGGAAGAGGCCAUUCAGCAAUUUCAAAGGAAACUUGACACCGUCAGAAACACUAUGAACAUUGGGCACAGCACCAUACACAUAGACACUGCUGAUGUCGGCACAAAGGAAGAGUUUGACCAGUACAUCAUUGACAGGUAUAAUAAAGCACACCCCUGUUACCAAUCUUACUGUCUGAAAGUUAUCAGCAAAGAUUUCUAUAACAACUUAAAGAAUGAUAUAUCGGGAUGGGUAUCCUGGUUAUUCGACGGCAUGUUCCAGAAGGACAAAUAA
This is a messenger RNA of Nakaseomyces glabratus, 2685 nucleotides long. RefSeq names its product Stb2p (gene STB2). The record is from RefSeq and is a predicted model, not a curated record. NCBI's taxonomy places the organism in Eukaryota, Fungi, Ascomycota, Saccharomycetes, Saccharomycetales, Saccharomycetaceae. Gene Ontology annotation, cellular component: Sin3-type complex.